UCUCCUUCUCGCCUUCUCGUCUCUCCGAGAUUUCUAGGGUUUCCAGGAACUCUCUGCGAUCGAUUCCGGUUAAGGGCUCGCGCGCGCGAGAUAGGUGGAUUCUUUCAGUGGCCCAGGUUCCUUCGCUGAUAUUUUCUUUGCUUUUGUUUGCUUAGAAAGAGUUUCAACUUUCAAGGUUACGGACAUUAUGGCAUUCAUAUACUGCUUUGGAAAUCUUCAAGAGAACAAUUGCAAAUAUUGCAGGAAGAUUGUCUAAGGAACUCUGAAAUUGGUCCUCAGAAGUAUAUGAGUUGGGAUAUUAUUUAGGAGGAUGACGCCAAAAAAAUGCAUGCCUAAAUGUGACUUGAUGACUGAAAAUUAUGUUUCUUCUGAUUUUAAUCAAGAAAUUGUGUCAUCUGUCAAGCUAGUUGACUCUCAUCAGGAAAAGGAAUCAAAAUCAGAUGGCCAUUCAAAAGGUCGAGAUAGUACAGAAUGUUCUGACAUCAAAGCAGGAAGCCAGCCUGCUUCCAAGUGUUCUAUUAGAAACAGUAUCCCUGGAAAACAAACUGCAGUACAUGAGACUGAUAACAAAGUACCAACUGAGUCUGCUGCACAAGGUCAGAGUGAUAAUGAUAGUUGGGCAGUAGCACUUGCUCAGUAUGAUGAACAGGUAAGGAACAAAUCUGUUCUUGAUGCAUGGCACCGUCAUAGCACCGCUGUAUCUGCAAAACCUUGCUGGAGCACAUCACAAAGACUGUCCCAUGACUCACAAUAUGGACCUAAGAGUCAGGAUGACGAAUAUCGAUCAAGAAGAGGAUUGACCAGAGAUUUAAGUGAUUUUUCUGGCAGCCAAGAUGACUCUAAGAUUUCAAAUUGGGAGAAAGCAACUGGGCUGCAAACUGCAAGAAGAAGUUCUAGCACUAACAUAGAGAGUAAUCGAUGGGACUCAUGGGUUGUGGCAUGUGAUCAAACAGAUAAAUGUGAUACAAUGAAUACAAAGAAACAUACUCCUAGUCGUUGCUUAAUGGAUGAAAAACAUGCUCUUCCUGCCAGUCAAGAAAUUGUAUCAUCUGUUAAGCGAGGUGACCCUUAUCAGGAGAAGGAACCAAAAUCAGAUUAUCAUUCAAAAUGUACCAAACGUGCUAGAUGUUCUGUUAUCAAAACAGGACAUCAACCUGUCUCUAAGUGCUCCAUUCAGGAUGGUAUCCAUGGAAACCGAACUGCAAUGCACAAGACUGACAACAAAGAGCACACUAAUGAUUUGUCUGGCGCACAUCAUCGGAAUGAUAAUGAUGGCUGGCCUGCAGCACAUGAUCAGAGUAACAAAGAUAGUUGGGCUGCAGCGCUUGAUCAACAGGAUGAACAGGCAAGGAACUCCUCUGUCCUUGAUGGAUGGCAGCGCCAUAGCCCCGCCAUAUCCAUGAAACAUGAUCAGGGCAUGUCAAACAGGGGUUAUCAUCAUGGCCCUUCCCAUGGUUCACAAUUUGAAAAUGAGACAUGUGAUGAAAGAUAUCAAUCAAGAGGAAAAUUGGCCGCACAUUUAAGUGAUUCUGCUGGCAGCAAAGAUGGCUCCAACUCCAAGAGUUCAAAUUGGGACAAAGCAACUGGACUUCAAUCUGCAAGCAGAAGUUUUAGUUCCAACAAAGUAACUAAUGGGUGGGACCCAUGGGUUGCAGCACAUGAUCAAACAAACCGAUGGGAUAGAAAGAACUCAAUGAACCAGAAUCCUACAUUUGUCGUGAUGAAUGAAAAACAUGCUCCUGCUGUCAGUCAAGAAAUCUUAUCAUUGGAAAAACACGAUGAGUCUUAUCAUGAGAAGGCACCCAAAUCAGACCAAUCCUCAAAAUUUGCAGAGACUGAUAACAAAGAAAAAACUGAUAAUUGGUCUGCGGCACUUGAGCAGCAUGAUGCAUGGGUAAGCAACACCUCUCAUGGUGGAUGGAACCGUCAUUCUACUGUAUCCACAAAGUAUAGUCGGAGCACAACAGACAGGAGUCGCAGCCAUAGCCCUUCACAUGGUUCGAGAUAUGGAUCUGAGACACGGGAUGACAGAUCAAGAAAAGGAUUUUCCACAUGUAUACGAGAUGUUUCUGGUAGCAAAGAUUGUUCAGAAAGUUCAAAUUGGGAGAAAGCAAUUGGCUCACAAACUGUAAAUAGACGUUUUAGCCCCAAAAAAGAGAGUAAUACGUGGGACCCUUGGGUUGCAGCGUGCAAUCAGACUAACAGAAAGCGUAAGAGCAUGUCUUCUGGCUGUGAACUGUGGGGGGAACACAGUUGUGAUAUUAAACCGAGACAUGGUUCAAGUCAGUCAGGAAGCAGGAGGUGGAACAUCUCAAAUACCAUCAAGCAUGGUCCUCGGAGUGCAGAUAAUAGUGGUCAAACUAGGGCUGGAGAAUUUCCUAUUGCAUGUACGGGUAUUUCUUGUAACAAGGAUGAUUCCAGGGGUUCGAAUUUGAACAAUGUGUCUGGUGAUUUGAUUGCAAAUAGAGUUGGUAUGUCCAAGACAAGCACAGGAAGGUGGGGUGCAGCACCUGAUCGAGCUAAUAAGAGCAUGCCUCCUGAUCUUCAUACAUGGAGGAGGCGAGGUCGUAGUAUAUCCCCGCAAGUAGGUUGGAACAAGCUUGAGAGGAGUCCUACUCCUUUGUCUGUCACGAAGUCUGGAUCUGAGAGCUGGAAUAGAAGAGAUAGAACAGGAGCAGGAAGCUCAGCUAGAGGUUAUAGUGACCGUGAAGAUGGUGCUUGGAGAAAAUCUGACAAUGAUAUGAGAGAGAUUAGGGGAAAUAGACCUGAAAGGAGAAGGCAUUUGAGUCAUCACAGCAGGGAGAGAUUUACCUAUUCAAUAGGGCGAAGUGAUCGCUCAAGAGAUGGACAUUGUCAUUGGGAUGUGCCUCACCAUGGCAGCAGGGCGAGAUUUACCUAUUCAAUAGAGCAAAGAGAUCACUCAAGAGAUAGACAUUGUAAUUGGGAUGUGUCUCACUCUGAUAGUGAUUGGGAAUGGCAUGAAUCCCACUUGAAUAACAAACCGACUAGUUCCAGUCAUGGUUUUGAUAGGGAGAGACACCAUGGAGGAGCCUUAACAAGUUAUGAUUUAAGAGAUGUCCAUGAGGAUGCUCCUUCCCAUGGUCCACUAUCUAUGAGAGAGGAAUUUGGACAAAGAAGUCAUGAAAGAAGAAAUGUAGAUUCAACUUUAAAACAGAGGCUUGGACCUCGCCAAGUUGGUGGUGCACCCUGCAAGUAUUUUGCUGAAGCCCAAUGCUACUAUGGAGAAAAAUGCAAGUUCUCCCACCAGCUAGAACUUGGCUAUCCCAAAGAUAGGCGACAUGAUGAUGUGUAUGCUUGUCAAAAGGAUACUAGAAGUACUUCAUCCUUGAAUAGGCAAAAGCGAGGUGAUGGAACAUCUACCAUUGAUUUGCCUAAUUCUGCUUGUUGGAUGGAUGUUGACAAUGAUGCAAGAUUCAGAGCUCCUCUCUCCACUGAUGGUUAUUUGUUAAGAAAAACUGAACAUGCACAAUCACAUAUUUUGAAGCCAGAACGCUCUGAAAGAGAUAUUCAGCAGAGUAUGGAUCCUAACAAUGGACUGAGCCAACAACAUGUCCACUCAGUUGUUCCAAAUUGGUUUCAUGAACACUCAUCUCCUUGGCAUCCGUUGAACACAAAUGGUUUUCCUUCAGAUGCCCGGAGUCAUCAAAUACUGAAAAAUGGGGAUGCCUAUAGUUUACCAGGAGACUCUGCUCAACCAUAUUCUGUUCCAUCUGUUAGUCAAGCAGUAGAAACCAGUGAAUGGAUUGCUUGUGUCCCUAGCAGCUCAACAACGUCAGCUAUGGUAAGCAAGCAACCUUCACAACUGUAUACUGGAUCAACUUGGAUCGACAGUACUGCAACACCUCCAGUACCUCCUGGAUUUUCUCCUGUUGAUCAAGGUGUUCAAGAACAGCAUCAUAAUAUGGACAACUUGAAAGAUUACGGUACUCAUACAGAAGCUCUGAAUCCAUAUUUGCAGACUAAUGAAUGGACCAAGGAUGAGAAUGUGAUGAUGAUGUUAAAGUUUGAACUUGUGGAUUUAGUGAAAGAAUUGUUAAGGCCGGCAUGGAAGAAUGGUAACUUGAGCAGAGAAACUCACAAGACCAUAGUUAAGAAGGUUGUUGAUAAGGUAAUCAGUUCUAUUAAUGGACCUGACAUUCCUCAGACAAAGGAGAUGGCUGAUAUUUACUUAUUAGAAUCCAAAUCGAAUAUCAGCAAACUUGUACAGGGAUACAUAGAAAAGUAUAUGAACAGCUGAAAUCGGUCUGCAGAACAGAGGCUUACGGCCUGAUACUCGUUUAUCAAAAUUUCUCUUUUCCAUAUAAGCACUCAAAUCAAAACCUCGCAAUUGUGAGAAACUCUGCUGAAUUUGACUGCUUUUUAAUUUCAGGAACCUGACAUGCAACAAUAUCUAAAGAGACCUGAUUUUUGUUA
Dioscorea cayenensis subsp. rotundata (Guinea yam) is the source of this 4434-nucleotide messenger RNA. RefSeq lists its product as uncharacterized. NCBI's taxonomy places the organism in Eukaryota, Viridiplantae, Streptophyta, Magnoliopsida, Dioscoreales, Dioscoreaceae. The transcript is spliced from 10 exons. The coding region runs from base 311 to 4258 and encodes 1315 amino acids. The record is from RefSeq and is a predicted model, not a curated record. Gene Ontology annotation, molecular function: metal ion binding.